UGUCAGUUUGAAUUGUUUUGUCAUUAAUCUUUCGAUUUGUGUUUGGUGAAGUAAAUCAUAAAAGAAAAUUACUUGUGCAUAUGGACUCCAAAUAAUGAAGAUAUGGUCUAAAAUUUAUCAGUGGUAUAUCGGAAGAAUAUUAAAAAAUGACCAACUUUUUUCUUCAAAAUAUAUCCAAAAUAUUGGCAUUUUAACAGCUACGCUUGUAACUUCAUACGCAAUGGCUACAAAUUUUAGAAAAAAUUCAAUAAAUUAUGGAGAAAAUGGAGUGACUGGAUUUUCAAACAUGACCAAAAUUGAUGUCAACGAAGAUCAACUUUGUUUUCAAAACUUUCCAUGUAAGCUGAAGUUACUUAAUGAAAAAGAAAGUAACCGAGAAAAAUUCAAUUUUAUUAAUAAUGUUGUAAAAAAAUGUGCACCUGCGGUUUUAUACAUCAUAAUUAGUGACCCAACACAACUGGACUUUGAUACAAAAAAUCCUUUAAUAACGUCAACUGGUUCAGGAUUCGUUAUUAAUGAAAACGGCUGGGCUUUAACAAACGCCCAUGUGGUUUUAGAACAACCACAAAGCAUAAUAAACGUUAUUACAUAUGAUGGCUUGGCUUAUACAGCAACUGUUGAACAUGUGGACAUAUCAAAAGAUCUAGCUCUCAUAAAAAUUAAUUGCGAUAGAAAACUGCCUACUUUAGAAUUUGGCUCUAGCAAAGAUGCUAUAGUUGGUGAAUGGGUGAUUGCAUUAGGAAGUCCACUAUCUUUAACAAAUUCGGUUUCCGUUGGAAUUGUUAGUUCUAUAAACCGAUCCGCGGAGGAUAUAGGAUUGAGGAAUUAUCCUAUGACUUAUAUUCAAACGGAUGCUUCAAUUACAUUUGGUAAUUCUGGAGGACCACUUGUCAACCUAGACGGACAUGUAAUUGGUAUCAACAACCUACGACUCACGGCAGGAAUUUGUUUUGCAAUACCUGUAGACCCAUUCUACUGCUUGGAGCGAACGUGCCGACGGCCGGCGAAUAAGAGAUGGUCAUUUGACCGUCAAAUGCCGUCGAAUAGUUUGGACCCCAAUCGCGCGCAUAGACUAUCCCUAUACAUCCCCAUAACAAGCGCAGUGAGCGCGCAGCGCUCAUCCAUACGUACUGUAAUGCAAUCAACCGUGAAUGUCUGUGAAUAA
Messenger RNA from Zophobas morio, 1165 nucleotides. RefSeq names its product serine protease HTRA2, mitochondrial-like. The transcript has 4 exons. Gene Ontology annotation, biological process: positive regulation of apoptotic process; programmed cell death; proteolysis. Gene Ontology annotation, molecular function: serine-type endopeptidase activity. The record is from RefSeq and is a predicted model, not a curated record. NCBI's taxonomy places the organism in Eukaryota, Metazoa, Arthropoda, Insecta, Coleoptera, Tenebrionidae. Bases 95 to 1165 code for a protein of 356 amino acids.